Messenger RNA from Lates calcarifer (barramundi perch), 2945 nucleotides. RefSeq lists its product as uncharacterized. The record is from RefSeq and is a predicted model, not a curated record. The coding region runs from base 55 to 2301 and encodes 748 amino acids. Lineage: Eukaryota; Metazoa; Chordata; Actinopteri; Centropomidae. The transcript has a single exon.
UGCAUUCACGACAAAUCUUCCGUAAGACAAAGACAUUUCUUUCAAGAGAAGAAAAUGGAUACAUUUAGAUCUCUGGGAAUCUUCUCCAUUGAAGACCUUGGGGUGGAGAUUGAAGAAGAGAUUAAGGAGGUGACCGAGGGAGACGCUGAAGAAGUGAUUGAGGAACACAUCGAAGAGGAGAUUGAGGAAGAUAUUGUAGAGGAGAACAAGGAGGUGAUUGAAAAAGGGAUUAUGGAGCAGCCCUCUGCCUCCAUCAGAGAAGACCACUCCUACGCUUCUGGCCUCGAAGAAGAGAUAUCAGAGAAAUCUGAUGAGAAAGACAUUGAGGAGGAGAUUGAGGAGGAGAUUGAGGAGGAGAUCGCAGAGGAGAUUGAGGAGGAAAUUGCAGAGGAGACUAAGGAGGAAAUUGUGGAAGAGGAUCCAGAGCAGCCCUCUGCCUCCAUCAGAGACGACCACUUCUACACUUCUGACUUCGAAGAGGAAAACGACGAGGUUAGUGAAGUUUCACAGGGAGAGAAAUCUGAUGGACUUCAAGAAGCCCUGGAGGAGGAAAGAAAAGCCAAAGCUGCUCUCGAAGAGGACUUGGAGAAGAUGAAAAAAGAACAAGCACAACAGAAAGAAAUCUUGGAGCAGGAGCAAAAGGAAAAAGCAGCUCUUGCGAAGACUCUGAAAAAGGAACAAGCUAAAAAAGCCAAACUUCGUGAGGAAAUGGAGCUCAUGAACGCACAAAUGGCUGAUCUCAAGAGGUCAAAACAAGAACACCAGCACAGAAAUGCCGAGCUUCUACUCAAAAUGAGUAAGAUGGCAGCUGAUCUUGAAGAGGACAAAAAACAGAAGAAGAAGCUCAAAAAUGAGUUGAAGGCGUCCUCCAAUCAGCACACAAAAGAAAUGGCAAAGCAUGAGAAGGUUAAUUGUGCCAAAGUCAAGGCUCUACAAGACCAACUCACUGAGCAACAGAAAGAAAGCGUUGAAAAAGACAACAAAAUUCAGUUCCUACACUCCAACAUUCAGAGUCUUCAAAGUAAUAUUGAAGCUAAAGACAACACUGUGUCCUCGCUGAAGGAGAAAGUCAACCAGUUGGCCUCAGACCUCAAAAAGGAGCAAACCAAAACCUGCAAACUCCAGAGGGACUUUGAGACUGCUGUUUCCCAGCAGCAGAAGGAAGCAGAAGGGCUGGACCAUCUGACUCGUCAAAACCAACAACUGGCUUCUGAGAACAAGAGGCUGCAAGGUGAACUUGAGGCUGCACUAAAUCAGAGACAGUCUGCUCAAAAGCAGCAUCAGAAAGACAAAGACACUUGCAGCAAACUUGAGGAGGAAAUCAAGAAAGAGAAAGCUCAUUUCUUGGAAGCAUUUAAGAAAAUAAAAAUGCAAGAGAAAGAGCUCUCUGAAAAGACUCUGGCUCUAGAAAAGAGCCAGAUUGCUGAAAAAAUGUUAAAGUCCUCCCUUAAAAAUGAGAAAAGGCGCUUUGAGAAGAUGGUUUUCCAGAAGCAGGCCACAGAAGACCCUAUAACCAUCCUCAGUAAGCAGCUCAGAGAGGCCUCUGCUUCCUCAGAGAGCAUGAGGUACGACAUGCAGACACUGAGGAUGGAGAAUGCAGACCUUAGGGCUAAAAACGCUAUGGAGACAGAACGUGACAGAGUGAUCCAGAGACACCGCUCUCUCUCUGAGUGCCACGAAGAGAUGAUGUCAAAGAAAAAGGAUAUCAUCUCUGAGAAUCAAGCUACCAUUGCUAAGCUCAAGUACAUGGUAGAUGGACUGAAAGCACGACAGUCAGAGAGCAGGACAAGACAGGCUGAACUCGAAGAGGCCCUAAAACAGGAGAAGACACAAAGCACCAACUUGCAGCAGAGAGCCGAUCAAAUCACCUCUGCUCUCGACAAAGAAAGGACCAUGUGUGAAAAAUACCGUGUCGAGCUCAAGGAAGCCUUGACCAAGCAGAUGGAGACAAUGGAGGAGCGGCAGAAACUGACUGUGGCCCUCCAGAAAGCUCAGGACAGCUACGCCAGACUUCAAGAACAACAGCUGGCAGAGUCAAACUUUCAGCUCAGACACAACAACAACACCGAGCUCAGGCUCCAGGAGAAAACACGUGUCCUAGAUGAGACAACAAAGGCUCUACACAACCUGCAGGAGGAAUACGCUGAUCUCGGGAGGAAGCACAGUGAGGUCAAUUCAGAUUAUCGUGACCUGCUGAAAACUCACAGUGCCCUCCAAAUUAGACAUGAGAGACUCAGCUACGCCCAAGGAAACCCCCGACCAGAGUUCUGUCUGCCUCAGUUCAGUGCCGCUUAUGCGUGAAGAUGCUCAGUGCUGUUCUCCUUCCUCCAACUCCCUCUCCCCACACCACCCUCUCCACUUUCCCCUCUCUCUCCCCCUCCCCUUCUAACCCCCCACCCCCACUGUCUCUACUCACCCUCUCUUUCUCUCCCAACCCAUCUGGUCAAGGCAGAUGGCCACCCACCCUGAGCCAGGUUCUGCUCGAGGUUUCUUCCUGUUAAAAGGAAGUUUUUCCUCGCCACUGUCGCCAAGUGCUUGCUUAGGGUGGAAUGUUGGGUCUUUUGCAAAGAGUAUGGCCUAGACCUGCUCUACAUAAAAAAAUUCCCAGAGAUAACUUUUGUCAUAAUUUGGCACAAUAUAAAUAAAAAUUACUCAAUUCAAUUUAACUGUAAGCUGAUUGAUUUAAUAUAGCUUAAACUUAACGUUAGCUUUCUAGCUAACAAUUGACCAACCAAUAAAUUUGCAAAAAAGACACAUUUGUGUACCUGACGAAGUUUGAUGAUGAUGUUGUUGAGCUGCAGAUCUUAGAUACCUCUGUUCUCUUAUUACAUGUUGUCAACAACCGAAUUCUUGAACCCAAAUUUUAUUUAUUAUUGGAGUAGGUCCCACCCAUUAUAGUUGCCUUGUGUGUUGGCCUGUGCUGGUCUAACAACUCUGACCACCAG